AACAAAUUUUAUCCAUUAAGUAACCAACGAAUGAGCUCUGGAAAUUUCUACCGCGCGAAAUGGCUUCAUUUUCUUCUUCUUCUCUCUUCUUCCCGGCCACGUUCAUCUCUCAUAACCACCAUGGCUUCUUCUUCUCUCCUCCUUCCGGCAUACGCCGCCUAUCGCUCUGCAAAUCGGAGAGUUUCAGUCGUUCCAUAGGUUGUUCGCGCGAGGUGUCCAACAUUCCGACGAAUGGCGUCGUGAAGUGGAAUUCCGUAUCCAUAAAGGCCGAAGGAUUGCAGCAGACGGAGCCGAUGGUUCCUCCCUACAACGUUUUGAUUACCGGCUCCACUAAAGGAAUAGGAUACGCGUUGGCCAAACAGUUUCUGAAAGCAGGUGACAAUGUUGUCAUCUGUUCACGAUCAGCUGAGAGGGUUGAGUCUUCUGUUCAAAGCCUGAGGGAAGAAUUUGGGGAGCAGCGUGUGUGGGGUACUAGAUGUGACGUGCGAGAAGGAGAGGAUGUAAAGAAUUUAGUCACAUUUGUGCAGAAAAAUCUUAAAUAUAUUGACAUUUGGAUCAAUAAUGCAGGAUCAAAUGCUUAUAGCUUUAAGCCUUUGGUCGAGGCAUCAGAUGAAGAUCUCAUCGAAGUUGUCACUACAAAUGCUCUUGGUUUGAUGAUAUGUUGCCGAGAGGCAAUAAAGAUGAUGUUAAACCAACCUCGAGGGGGUCAUAUUUUCAACAUUGAUGGGGCUGGUUCUGAUGGACGACCUACCCCUAGGUUUGCUGCAUAUGGGGCAACUAAAAGAAGUGUUGUCCAUUUAACGAAGUCAUUACAGGCCGAAUUGCGGAUGCAGGACGUCAAAAACGUUGUGGUGCACAAUCUUUCGCCGGGGAUGGUUACAACUGAUCUUCUCAUGUCUGGUGCUAAUACAAAGCAGGCGAAAUUUUUCAUCAAUGUCUUAGCGGAACCGCCUGAAGUGGUCGCAGAAUACCUUGUCCCAAACAUAAGAUCUAUCCCGGCCAAUGGUUCAACAAGGCCCACAUACAUUCGUUUUCUCACUGGACUGAAAGCUUAUUCCCAGAUAUUCUCAAGACUUGCUUUUGGUGCCAGAAGAAACAGAUAUCUUCUAGAAGAUUAAUAAGAACUUCCCUCCUCAUUAUGGACCCGUUGGAGUUCUCCUAAAAGUCUGCGCAAGGAAAUGGUGCCCUCCUGUCUCUGAUCUAUCUAUUUAUCUAUAUUGGAAAACUGUUGUUUUUUCAUUAAAUUUCUAUAUAAAUGUUAAUUGUAAUUUAUUAUUUAUAUUUACUUAAAAGUUGUAUAACUAUUAUUGUUUUACCAAACCA
Messenger RNA from Cucurbita moschata (crookneck pumpkin), 1323 nucleotides. Its product is annotated as chlorophyll(ide) b reductase NOL, chloroplastic. The transcript is spliced from 14 exons. Lineage: Eukaryota; Viridiplantae; Streptophyta; Magnoliopsida; Cucurbitales; Cucurbitaceae. The coding region runs from base 60 to 1118 and encodes 352 amino acids. The record is from RefSeq and is a predicted model, not a curated record. Gene Ontology annotation, molecular function: oxidoreductase activity.